GAACGAGAGAGAGCGAGAACGAGAGAGAAGAACGAGAGAGAGAACGAGAGAGAGAGAGAACGAGAAGAGAGAGAGAGAAGAGAGAGAGAGAACGAGAGAGAGAACGAGAGAGAGAGAGAACGAGAGAGAGAACGAGAGAGAGAGAGAAGAGAACGAGAGAGAGAACGAGAGAGAGAACGAGAGAGAGAGAGAGAGAGAGAGAGAGAACGAGAGAGAGAGAGAAGAGAGAGAGAAACGAGAGAGAGAGAGAGAGAACGAGAGAGAGAGAGAGAACGAGAGAGAGAGCGAGAGAAAGAGAACGAGAGAGAGAAACGAGAGAGAGAGAGAACGAGAGAGAGAGAAAACGAGAGAGAACGAGAGAGAGAGCGAGAGAGAGAACGAGAGAGAGAGAGAACGAGAGAGAGAACGAGAGAGAGAGAGAACGAUAGAGAGAGAGAACGAGAGAGAGAGAGAACGAGAGAGAGAGAACGAGAGAGAGAGAGAGAGAACGAGAGAGAGAGAGAGAGAACGAGAGAGAGAGAGAACGAGAGAAAGAGAGAGAACGAGAGAGAGAACAGGAACGAGAGAGAACGAGAGAGAGAGAGAGAACGAGAGAGAGAGAGAGAGAGAGAGAACGAGAGAGAGAGAGAGACGAGAGAGAACGAGAGAGAGAGAGCGAGAGAGAGACGAGAGCGAGAACGAGAGAGAGAGAGAAAUCAGAGAGAGAACGAUAGAGAGAGAGAACGAGAGAGAGAGAGAGAGAGAGACGAGAGAGAGAGAAGAGAGAGAGAGAGAGAGAGAGAGAGAGAGAACGAGAAACGAGAGAGAGAGAACAGAACGAGAGAGAGAGAGAGAGCGAGCGAGAACGAGAGAACGAGAGAGAACGAAGAGAGAGAGAGAACGAGAGAGAGAACGAGAGAUAGAGAGAGAGAACGAGAGAGAGAGAAGAGAGAGAGAACGAGAGAAGAACGAGAGAGAGAGAGAGAGAACGAGAGAGAGAGCGAGAGAGAGAGCGAGAGAGAGAGCGAGCCGACUUCACCGUCAGCCAGUCAUGUGGUCCCUCCCCCUGCCUCCCAGCUCACGCCCGGGAAGCAUCGCAGGUCACCGUCAGCCAGUCAUGUGGUCCCUCCCCCUGCCUCCCAGCUCAUGCCCAGGAAGCAUCGCAGGUCACCGUCAGCCAGUCAUGUGGUCCCUCCCCCUGCCUCCCAGCUCACGCCCGGGAAGCAUCGCAGGUCACCGUCAGCCAGUCAUGUGGUCCCUCCCCCUGCCUCCCAGCUCACGCCCGGGAAGCAUCGCAGGUGCAAUCUCUUUUCACUCGGUUCUAAAUCCUCCCACCAAUGGGCCAGCCGCCAAAUACUCAGCCCCCUCCUGUACUCUCUGUUCACACACGCCUCCAACUCAAUUAUCAAGUUUGCAGACCACACAACAGUAGUAGUCCUGAUUACCAACAAUGACGAGACAGCCUACUGGGAGGAUGUGAGGGCUCUGGGAGAGUGGUGCCAGGAAAAUAACCUCUCACUCAACGUCAACAAAACAAAGGAGCUGAUUGUGGAAUUCUGGAAACAGCAGAGGGAACACGACUGGACCACAGUAGAUAAGGUGGAAAGUUUCAAGUUCCUUGGCGUACACAUCACUGACAAUCUGAAAUGGUCCACCCACACAGACAGUGUAGUGAACAAGGCACAACAGCAUCUCUUCAACCUCAGGAGACUGAAGAAAUUUGGCUUCACCCCUAAAACCCUCACAAACUUACUUCCUGGUAUGGCAACUGCACCGCCUGCAACCGCAGGGCUCUCCAGAUGGUAG
This is a messenger RNA of Oncorhynchus nerka (sockeye salmon), 1785 nucleotides long. Its product is annotated as RNA-binding protein 25-like. The record is from RefSeq and is a predicted model, not a curated record. Gene Ontology annotation, molecular function: methyltransferase activity; 2-oxoglutarate-dependent dioxygenase activity. The annotation marks the transcript as partial. NCBI's taxonomy places the organism in Eukaryota, Metazoa, Chordata, Actinopteri, Salmoniformes, Salmonidae. The transcript has 4 exons.